GCCGAGCCGAGCCGAGCCGAACCGAACCGCAAGGAGCCGGGGAGAGGCAGGUUGAGCCGGGCUGGCCGCCUGCGGCUCAGCGCCGAUCCUGCCGCGUCGCCUGGCUCCGUCUUUCUCCUUUUUUUGCCCAAGCUGCUGCAAAACUUUUAUUCUCUUGGGCUCUCCCGGGUGUGUGAAGGAGUCGAGCGCUCGGCUGUCUCCGCGCUCCCCAGCAGCGGCGACCGAGGGGACUCGCAUCCCUCGCCCGCCCAGCUCUCGCACCCUGCGCUUCCUCACCUGCCAGUCGCUCUCCGGAGCCGCGGGAGGGCACCCCCUGAGGGGCCGCGCGGGCGCCGGCGCCCCGAACACGCCCGCUCACCGCGGCGGACCGGCCCCGCGCAACUUUAACUUGAUUUCUCUCGCCCACUCUGGGCACCCACGGCCGCUGUGCCGCCGCCGCCCGUCACUGUCGCCGCGGUCUCACAAAGGGCGCGGGGAGAGGAGGCGACGCGGGCGGCAGCGCGGGCCUCCAGGCCGCCGAGGUUAAGAGACAAAAGGGAGCUGCUUGUGCUCGCCGUGCGGUUGGGAGCAGCCUGCUCGUCCCCUCCGCCCGGCUCGGGCUUCGGCUCCGCGCGCCCGCUCCCCGACCCUCGGCUGCUGCUCCGCCUCCCUCCCGCGGGCGUCCCCGCAGUGCUCGGGACCCGGAGCCUUCGGGGCGCGCGCAGCUGCUGGUGGUCGGGGGCUCUAGGGAUAAUAAAUGAUAGAGGAUACAAUGACUUUGCUUUCUCUGCUGGGUCGCAUCAUGCGUUACUUCUUGCUGAGACCCGAGACGCUUUUCCUGCUGUGCAUCAGCUUGGCUCUGUGGAGUUACUUCUUCCAUACGGACGAAGUGAAGACCAUCGUCAAGUCCAGCCGGGACGCCGUGAAGAUGGUGAAGGGCAAGGUGGCUGAGAUCAUGCAGAACGAUCGACUUGGAGGACUUGACGUGCUGGAGGCCGAGUUUUCCAAGACUUGGGAGUUCAAGAGCCAUAACGUGGCUGUGUACUCCAUUCAGGGCCGGAGAGACCACAUGGAGGACCGCUUCGAAGUUCUUACGGACCUGGCCAACAAAACGCACCCAUCCAUCUUCGGGAUCUUCGAUGGGCACGGCGGCGAGACUGCAGCUGAAUAUGUAAAAUCUCGACUCCCAGAGGCCCUUAAACAGCAUCUUCAGGACUAUGAAAAAGACAAAGAAAAUAGUGUAUUAUCUUACCAGACCAUCCUUGAACAGCAGAUUCUGUCAAUUGACAGAGAAAUGCUAGAAAAAUUGACGGUAUCCUAUGACGAAGCAGGUACAACUUGUCUGAUUGCUCUCCUGUCGGAUAAAGACCUCACUGUGGCCAACGUGGGUGACUCUCGAGGUGUCCUGUGUGAUAAAGAUGGAAACGCCAUUCCCCUAUCUCAUGAUCACAAGCCUUACCAGCUGAAAGAAAGGAAGAGGAUAAAGCGGGCUGGUGGUUUCAUCAGUUUCAAUGGCUCGUGGAGGGUCCAGGGGAUCCUGGCCAUGUCUCGAUCCUUGGGGGAUUACCCACUGAAAAAUCUCAACGUGGUCAUCCCAGAUCCAGAUAUCCUGACCUUUGACCUGGACAAGCUGCAGCCCGAGUUCAUGAUUUUGGCUUCGGAUGGUCUGUGGGAUGCUUUCAGCAAUGAAGAAGCGGUUCGGUUUAUCAAGGAGCGGUUGGAUGAACCUCACUUUGGGGCCAAGAGCAUAGUUUUACAGUCAUUUUACAGAGGUUGCCCUGAUAACAUUACAGUCAUGGUGGUAAAGUUCAGGAAUAGCAGCAAAAUGGAAGAGCAGUGAACCCUCAGGGUCUCGGCUGCCUCAGACUAAGACUUUGACACACUGGUCUCUUUUAAAUGUAGUGAAAGGUUGGGAAUUGUAUUUAGGAUCAUCCAUCCCAGACAGAGUCCCCCUCCCCGGUGGUUUUAGGUGUGUAUUCAGUGAUCAACAGAGGAUGCCCCCGGGCCAAUGUAGUUGACAGACUGGAAAAAGUUUCCUUUGUGUUUUCCAGCUCUUUUGCCCAUGUCCAAAAUACAUAAAUAGUUACAGAUCCACACACGAGGUGAACAGCAGAGGUGCCGUGGAUUCUCCUUUUUUUAAGAUUUUUUUUUUAAGACCCCUUACAGGUUCUCCAGGCAUCACCCUCAGUGCAUGUCCUCCCUGCCGUGGUGGGCAGGGCAGGGCUGUCUUGCAGGACACAGGCCACCACCGUGUCAUUUGUGAGUCGGGGGCUGAUGCAGCAGCACGCGCUGCUGAGGGCAGGGAGGUGCUAGGAUGCUCUGUCCUGCCCACCCCGCUCUACUCAGCAGCCGCCAGAAGCAGGCGAGGGAUGCUUUAUUACUUGUGGGCCGCUCCUGGAGACUGAGGGAGCAGGGAGAUGGAAGACCAGUGACAGCUGUCUGCACAGCAGAAAUCACCCUCCCCUCACCCUUUAUUAUUGCUAAGUAGCCUGUGUAACACCGGUGUGUGUUACUCCCUGUCAGGCAUGACUCCACUUGUGUGUACUCUUGACUGUAUGAAUAGGCAGCUAUUAACUUCACCACCAGACAUGACUUUCCAUCUUGUCUUACCAAGAAACCAUACUGGGGAAACGCAAACAACAGAUUACAGCACCAUAUUCCCUUCCAUCCUGAAGGGCAGAAUGGAGGAAAACAGGAGCAAAUGUUUCAAGGCACCCCUUGGAAGGGCGAGGAGUGAGCUGGUGAGAUCUCUACCCUGCAGUGCGUGCCAGCCUCGUCUUCCAGCGGCUUCCCUCUCCCUAGCUUGUAGCUGUCAAAUGUCUUUGAAGCAGUUUUGGAAGAAGCAGCCCCUUAGAACUGCAUGCGUGUUUCUUGAAACCAGCAUGGUUCCCAGCUGCGGCAGUUGAGAUGUGAUGUUGAAUUGCAGGAACAUGUUUCUCGCCAGUGGAAAGGCAGUGGCCUCUCGUAUUUGGUGAGGAAUCUCUGCCCGUAACUGCGCAUCUGCCCUGCAUAGCCCGGGUGGGGAGUUUGUGCACUGUGGCAGCAAAGGUGGUUGGGAAUCCAAGCAAGAAAAGAGCCCAUACUGCUAAGUGGGCAGAGCUGAGCUAGAGCCUGACUUUCUCACCGCCCUUCCUUUCCUACCACCAAGUGACACCUUGUUUAUAGCCUCAGUAGUUACAUUAAUUCAUAAAAAAUGCUGGGUGGCAGCUCACACAUCCAGACAAAAUUCUUGCUCUCUCUCUCCUCCUGGGAUGGUUUUGUGCUGACGGGGCAUUUGUUCUCAGACCCGCUGGAAGGCCUGGCCUCUAGCUACCACCUGCCAUAGUCCCAUGUCCUCUCUCUUCUUCAGCUGCAGGGGUUUCCCACAGCAGUUUCCAGGAGAGGACUCAGGAGACUGAUGGGUUUUACUUUGUGCUGCUGAGGACUACAAUCCGUCUUGAUUCUUCCAAGAAUUUGCCUCUCUUUGAUGGCAUGAGAAUUAAUAACGGUUCCCCAAGAGACUUGCUUACUUUGUAUACUGUGUUUUCCAGAAUUAGAAUUAGAACCUCGGUUAUUGAUUUUGUAGCCACAGAAUGUUUUAGUACCAACUGCUACCCAUUUUAGAUUUAAGCACGUGCCUCUUGAGAGACAAUGAACCUCUGGAUGCAUGUGUCCCACAUGAGGGUGAGAAGGGGACUGUGGGGCACAGAUGUCGCAGUGGUCAGUAAUGGUGGCUGCAUCAGCCCAGGGGGCUGAGUUUGCUGGAGACUUAGGACAUUCUGAUUCUGGAGAGUCACCUUCUAAUUGAAUUUCCAGCAUUUUACUGUCCAUAGUCAGCUUUCCUUUUUUAUUUUUACUUAACACAAAAAAGCAUAAUAAAGGAAAGACAUGUUUUAAUUCCAAAAUUAUUUUUAAUGUCUAAAAUAAAAAGAGUAAUAUUUUGGUGAAGUUGAAAAAAAGAAAAGCUACCAAAUUAGGAAAUUAGUUUUUAUUUGCCAAGCAAAGUUUCCAAACAUAGUGCUGAGUACACAAGUUACAUAACUUCCAGCUGAGGUCCACGGGCAUCUUGUAAGUUUUACUUUAUAGAAUUAAUUUAUUUGUAAUUUUAACCAAAUAGAGUGUAUAUCUUAUACUUUUUUCUCUAAUAUGACUUGUAGACUUUAUAAAGAUAGACGUUCUAGGUAAAUAUUAGCAGCUUGAUGACUAGUUAGGUAUCUGCUCCCUUCCCGGUAUUGUGGGGCAAUCUUUCCCUGGCUCUUUCCAGCUGUUGGAUUCUUCUUACCCAGUCCUGGGCUGCCCUGUGGGACACUGGCUACUCCCCUUCCCUAGAGGCUCAUCAAGGUUCAAUGUAGGUGAUAGAGAAUUUGAUUUCAGGUUUGCACGUGAAGCUUUUCUAACAGCUUUGGAAUUGUCACCUGAGGCUGCCCAGACUCCCUAGCUAGUCUGAGUUCGAAUUGCCAAUAGUCUCCCUGGUGCCAAACUUUGGGGUGGGAAGCUGGGAGUAAGUACACACUUACAAUCCCCGCAAGACGCCAAGCCCAGAUCUUCAUCACAUACUGCUCUGCUGCUGCUCCACUGGCAAAGUGUACUUUUGAAAUAGGAUGGGAGGGAGGGUUCUAAGGGAAAUUUUUCUCAAUUCCCACUGUAUUUGCAGUCCUUUAAUAAUAGUAAUAAACUACUUAUAUAGAAAGUUCCAAAGCUAGAUCCCAAGACCUGCAUUUUUUUAAAUGUGGCCCACUUGCCUGAGACAAUUAACUGAGUCUUCAAUCUAAUAUAUGUCUUUUUGUAAGUACUCAUUGUUAGAAACCAGUGGCUGCAUUGUUUCUUGCUGUAGACGGAAGGUACUGGCCUCUUAAAUGUUGUAUGUGUCGAGAGUAUUGCACAUUUAUUGAUACAGUAGAGGAGCAUAUACAAGCUGCAUAAUUUAAAAUGCCUUAUUCCAUACUAGUGUAAUGAUUUUGUGCAAAUGACAAACAGGAUUGGAUGGCAGUGACGGCCUCAUCAUUUCAAUCCUAUCCGAAGUGACUCUAGGGACAAAUAAUACUAUUGGACUGGAUCACUAGCAUAUCUGGAAAUGCAUGCAGAAUUUACACAGGGAGUGAUGACUUUUUCCUUUGCUAGGCAUACUCUUCUGUUUGAUGUGUUUUGCUCCUUGAAUUUUUGGCCGAUUUAACUCUCUUGCAACUAUGUCAAUAGGAGAUUUAAAUUCAAAAAAGGCAACAUUUUAUUGUACAUUUGAAUGUGUAAGAAUACAUAAUUUAUAUAAAACUUAUUUUUAGUAAUUUCAGAAAGUUUUUUCCUCCUUUUGGCCUAUCAUUAGACUGACUGUCCCUUCAUAGUCUAUCCCAACUUGUCUUAGCAUGUCACAUCAGCAUUCCUAAUCCAGCUCUGAAAAAAUGACAGGACAGAUACUAUGCUGGGGCUUAAAUGCAUCUAAAUGUUUUAGCUAAUCACCUGUACACUGCAGGAGUGGUAGAGUCCUUGUUCCCCAAGUGUGUUCCACAGAACACAAGUUCCAAAGAUUCUCUUCCAAAGCGGGGGCGGGUCUCAAGGUCAGAGAUUCUUAGAAAGUGUAUAUAAGGUCCUUGAAAUCUGUAUUCAAACAGCCUUCAGAGGAGAGGAAAACACACCACAUAAUGUGUUAGCUCAGUGUUUUCCAGAUUAAUUUGACCACAGAAAUGUUUUGAGUAGCACCUACUAACAGUCCAAGGAACUCCUGUUUCCAUAGAGCUCACUUUGGGAACUUCUGGUAUAUUGAAAUAUUUUUUUUUCACAUCCACCAUGACUUAGUAGUAGCAUAACAGUUUGCAACUUAGAAGCACUAGGUUUUACUUAAGCAGUUGACUUGUAAUAGAAGCAGUGUUUAAAAAAAUAGAAUUUAAUAUGACCACCAGUGGCCUCACAUUGACAGCAAAAAUCCAACAAUUGUACUUGAAACUCUAUAUAAAUAUUAUCUCCCUUCACUCAUGUGAAUAAGAAGUACUUUUCCAUAGCCAGGCAGUUCUCACAUUCAUUACAAAACCUUUCAGUUUCUUUUUAACUUCUAUCUCUGCUUCCCAAAUUCUAUCUAAAUAUUUUUGUUUCAUCACUGUGUGAUAAUAAAAAAGAGGAAAUAAUAAAACAGGAAAAUGCAUAGUUUUCACUCACUUCUGAAAUUUUAACCAGAUUCUUUAAUCUGUGGUAUAAUAAUGGGAAUGCAAAUUAUUAACACUUAUUUACUCUUUCCUCUGUUUUCUCCGUAUUCAGUGAAAUGCUAGUCUUACCUUUCAUAUUUUGUGUAUGUAGUUAAGUUUGGCAAGUUAUUACUUGCCAAAAAUGUAAGACUUGACUAUGAUAGUUUCCUAACAAUCCCUGUCAAGCCUGAGCAAUUUUUUUGGAUGUUUAUGAUGGAUAACUUCCAAAUAACAGAUAAAAAAUUGUGGUAGAGUGAAUUUAGAGUCAAGACAUUAAUUUAAAGUUACAUUCAUAUGCCUAGCAAUGUGCCUGCCUUCUGGACACAAUCUAAAAUACUAAAAACUAAAAAUCAAGAUCUCUUAGGCUAGGUGGCAGACUGCAAAGAGUGAGGGACACUUGGUACUAUGAAACUUUCUUUAGAUGUGUGUUUCUAAGUAUGUUCUUAAUAUGUAAAAUCUUUUUCCUGAUUUGUAAUACUACUUUGUCUAGCAUUUGUUCUUCUUACCUCUGUUAAGCUGCAAACUGUUAAACUAGGGUUGAUCGCGAUCAUUUUAUGUGUGUAGUAGGACUGUACCAUCAUUUUAAUAAACCCAAGUUGAGGACUUUGAGGAUAACAUGUAGUAACUGUUCAUUUGGACAAAUCACCACAGGCAUUUUCGAUGUUCAGAACUGUACCAAAAGGCUGGCAUGAAGCAAGGAAAUAGAUUAUGUUUACAGACAAAGUUCAUUUAUUCCAAAAGGCCCAUAAUCUGCAUUAUUUAACCACAGAAUAAAUCCCAUCUGACAUUCGCCAAAUCCAAAUUAAUUUUGAAAACCUCUAAAGACCAGCAUCCCCUAGCUGUUAGCACAAGCAGGUUCCUCUCCAGGCUCUGGUGGCAGAUGGAAUGGAGGGGAUGGUGAGGGAGUUGAGGGAGAAGAAAAUCUGUCUGGUUCACUCACUGCCUGUGCUAGAGAGGGUCUGUAUCAGCCACAUACGUUCUCUCAUCAUGUCAUAAAGUAGUUCACAAGUUAAUGUGAGUUCAUGCAUUAUUUCAAAAUUUUUUUAGUUUCUUGAUAAUUCAAAAUGUGAUUAUACAGAAGCAAAGAUAAAGAAAUUGGGGUGGAGGUAGAUAGAUGUAGGAUAGCCAGAUAUGAAAGAUAAAAGUACGUUAUCAGAAAUGUGGAUUACUAGACCUUUACUUAUACAUAGGCUCUAUUUAAUAGUGAAAAAAAAUUUUUGUACUGGGGAUCAAACUCAGGACCUUGCACUUGCUAGGCAGGUGUUUGUGUCACUGAGCUAAACCCCUAGCCCUUAAUAGUGUAUUUUAAAACCUACACAUAGAUCAAUAAAAGGCAAGUGUUACUACCCAGAAAAUUAGCCAGGACUCCAAAAAGGAAGUUUGUAUUUUUUUUUUAACAGUGAAAGGCACUAAAAUUACUGUCAUACUCCACUUUUUUCCCCAGAGUCUCAUUUUUCGCUUUCCUAAAUAUCUUUUCUGUUCUAUGCUUCAUUCACUUUCAAGAGACGGUUUUACCCAUUACCUUAAGAAGUUUUGCAUUUUCAAGGAGGAAAUGCCGUAUUUUUAAAAGUUUAAAAGGUACUAAAAUAAACUAAGUGAUUAUUCUUUCAUUUUAGAGUGGCCAAAUAAAACUGAAGUCUUACUAGCUUAGUCACAGGCACAAUAAGAGAGUUUUAACAUACCAGUAAUUUUUCAGAUCCCAGUGUAGAAGCACUGAGUACCCAAGACAGCUUUAUGAAAAUGAACUGCAGUGUAAAUUUAAUAUUGUUUCCUGUAAUGCAACAAAAAUGUGUUGUUCAUUUUUUUAAAAAUGAAUCCUGUAGAAGUGAUUAUUAGCCAUCUCCAACUCAAGAGAAUGUUGCCUGUUAUAUAAAUUUUAAAUUCUCAUCAUCUUAAUGUAUAUAAUGAAAGAUGGUGACUGCUUAAUGUAAUUAUGAAAAGGUAAAUCCUGCUAUGUGGGGAAAAUAUAGCAUCUUGGGACAUUAUUUAGGCUCCAAGGCUACAAUUAAACAGGCUUUACAUAUUAUCAUUUUGAUUUUCCUUUUAUCCCAGACAUGCAUUCAGAAAGUGGAAUAAUAAAUAUCAACAGUGGAAAUGCUUGUAUUCUGAAAAGCAGUGUUUGCCUUUAAUUUUCUCAAAUAUGUCUUUGCAUUGAAACAUUAACAUCUGCCACACUGUCUUUCAGCUUAGUGUUCAAUUACUGAAGUAAAUGAUUUUGAUUUAUUGCACUUACACAGGUUUUAGAGUUGAAAUGUAUUUUAAUAACAAUUCAACAUUCCCGAGUCCCCAAGAAAAAGAAAUCAAAAACCAAAGGAAAAAUGUUAGUCUACAAGAAUGAUUAUUCUGAAAAAUCUAGAAAAUAAUCAUUAAACAAUUAAUUCCAAAAGUUACCUUGAGGGUAGUAUUCCUCCAGCAGAGAGACAAUUUAACCUGUACAUGGUAAGGUCCAAUAAUCCAGAUUUCUGAUGACCUGUUUUAUAGUUUUGACAUCUGGGUAUCCCACAACAACCCCCAAACCAGUUCCUUGACCAUGGUUAGUUCUACCUUUAUUUUUGCACAAAUACAUUUUAAAUUACAAAUUGUCUAAUUAAAGUCCUUUGAGAUUUUUUAAAGGUUUGUCCCCUAGAGACUAUAGUGUAACAGUCUCAUGCCACAAAAGAGAACAUAGAAUAUUUAAAAUCAGUAUUUCUGAGUAUAUAAACUAGAAAAUUUCUUAUAUUGAAAAUUAACAUAUUUCAAAAAUACAAUUAUUAACCUCUAACAAAAAUAGGGGACUUCCAGAUUUAAAAAAAAAAAAAAACAUUAAUUUGGUGCCCAUUGCUACUUUACACAUUGCAAGAUCUAGGUAAGGAAUUUUAAGUUUUGUACUUUGAAGAAAUACGACAACAAUCCUCAGUACAACAAAAAAAUGGAACAAGAGAACAGCGACAUAUUUUCUGUAUGGAAAAAAAUAAACAUAAGUAUCAUACUUUUUAAGAACACAGAACCCUUUUUUCUAAAUUCUAUGCCUGUCUCUCCAUCUUUCCAAAAGCCUUACAGGACUAGUGACGUAGAAUAAUUCUUUCCCUACACAUAAUAGAGUGUGAAUGGUAAGAAACUGAGAAUAUCUCAUUAAGUCAGAAAAGGAGAAAAGUAUGGGGAGAGAAAGGGAAAGAAGGAAAAAAUAUACCCUUAUUAAGAAGUAUUUUUUAUGAGGGUACCAUAGCUCAAAAAUUCUAAUCUUUUACACUACUGAAUUUGGAAACUGAUUUUUUUUUGGAGUGAGCUUUUAUUUAUACCCAUUUCAACACCAUUAAAUUAUUCCUUCAUCAUUUUCUUCCUACUUCAGAAAUCACAAAGGAUUGUUUACAAAAUACCAGGAUCCAUAAUCUAUUAGCAAUGCUUUCUUUUAGGAAUCUCCAAAUUGUAUUAUUAAAUCACAGGUCUAAAUUACAGGUUAAAAACACUGCUCAAAUCAAUCAGAUUUUCUUGUAAGUUGGUCUCAAAACCACCCAUGAUAAGUUCAACAAAACCUUUACAAAACUCCCUCAUGCUUGGUACUCUUCAAAGGUUUUAGUUCAGUAUUCUAUGUGUGUCUCUAAGAGACAGUGAAGCGAAGUGACAGGACAGCCGAGCUCGGAGUGUGUGGCAGUGCAUGAUCCCUCAAGAUGCAUGGUGUGUCACUCCAGGCCCUCCCAUGUGUGCUGGGGUACAGGUAGCAUUGUAGAGGCUAAUGUGUCUAUGCAGUCACAAAAUCUAUGUUGUCUACAAAGUUAACAGCUAAAAAUUCACCCUUGGUGACAAGAUUAAAAGAAAAAUAAAAUACAUUAAAAUGACUAAA
Messenger RNA from Cavia porcellus (domestic guinea pig), 9951 nucleotides. It is a transcript of the gene Ppm1l, whose product is annotated as protein phosphatase, Mg2+/Mn2+ dependent 1L. The transcript has 4 exons. Bases 737 to 1819 code for a protein of 360 amino acids. Gene Ontology annotation, molecular function: protein serine/threonine phosphatase activity; cation binding. Gene Ontology annotation, cellular component: cytosol; nucleus. NCBI's taxonomy places the organism in Eukaryota, Metazoa, Chordata, Mammalia, Rodentia, Caviidae. The record is from RefSeq and is a predicted model, not a curated record. Gene Ontology annotation, biological process: positive regulation of canonical NF-kappaB signal transduction; positive regulation of canonical Wnt signaling pathway; peptidyl-threonine dephosphorylation.